Myotis lucifugus (little brown bat) is the source of this 805-nucleotide messenger RNA. RefSeq names its product tyrosinase-like. The record is from RefSeq and is a predicted model, not a curated record. The transcript has 2 exons. The annotation marks the transcript as partial. Lineage: Eukaryota; Metazoa; Chordata; Mammalia; Chiroptera; Vespertilionidae.
UAUUUUUGAACAGUGGCUCCGAAGGUACCGUCCUCUUCAAGAAGUUUAUCCAGCAACCAACGCACCCAUUGGACAUAACCGGGAUUCCUACAUGGUUCCUUUCAUACCCCUCUACAGGAAUGGUGAUUUCUUUAUUCCAUCCAGAGACCUGGGCUAUGACUAUAGCUACCUACAAGAUCCUGAUCCAGACUUUUUUCAAGACUACAUUAAGCCCUACUUAGAACAAGCAAGGCAGAUCUGGCCAUGGCUCACUGGGGCGGCUGUAGUGGGGUCUGUCCUCACGGCUGUGCUGGGAGGGCUCAUUGGCCUGUUGUGUCGUCAUCAUCGUCGAAAGAGAAAGCAGCUCUCUGAAGAACAGCAGCCACUCCUCAUGGAAAAGGAUGAUUACCACAGCUUGUUGUACCAGAGCCAUUUAUAAAAGGCUUAGACACUAGAGUAGGGCCAGAAAGCCAGACCUCUCUCUGAUUCAGAUGCUGUUCAAGUCCCCAGGGCAUGUCCCCACAGAAAUCCCUGGUAUUUGCCUGUGAAGACCAUUAUCAGAAUUGUAAUCUAAUACAAAGUGAACCCCUCUUCUAUCUCAGAUAGACACACCCGUGCUGGCCUUGCUGGUUUUUGUUCAUCCUUUUGACAAUUUCCCUCAAGCCCCAUAUUUUCAAGGAAAGAAUGCUAUUUGGUCAUUCGUAACUGUUACUUGUAUCUGGAUAAACUUAUAAAAUGUGGGAAUCCUUUUAAUUCUUUCCUUCUCAUUGUUUAAUGGUGUUUCCUUUUUAUUGUCUUUGGCUUUAAUAAAAUAGUAACAAAUUUA